UGGUGAAAGUUUUCGAAGAGCCCAAUUAACACCGCAAUCCUGAAGGUCCCCAUAUAUAUCCGCUGCCGGCCUAUCUCAAUAUCUGUCAACAGUCGCAGAGCAUUUCCUCUACACAAAUCUACCACCCGUUUCUUCACAAACAAACCCUACAAAAUGCCUGCUAUCGAGCACCCCACUAUCAAGGAUGGCUGGUUCCGUGAGAUCUCCGGCAUGUGGCCUGGUCAGGCUAUGACCCUCAAGGUCGAGGAGGUCAUCCACCACGAGAAGAGCAAGUACCAGGAUGUCCUCAUCUUCAAGUCCACCGACUACGGUAUGGUCCUCGUCCUCGACAACGUCAUCCAGUGCACCGAGCGCGACGAGUUCUCCUACCAGGAGAUGAUCACCCACCUUGCCAUGAACUCCCACCCCAACCCCAAGAACGUUCUCGUCAUCGGUGGUGGUGAUGGUGGUGUCCUCCGUGAGAUCGUCAAGCACGACUGCGUUGAGAAGGCCGUUCUCUGCGACAUUGAUGAGGCCGUCAUCCGUCUGUCCAAGCAGUACCUCCCCGGCAUGUCUGUUGGCUUCGACCACCCCAAGACCGAGACCAUCGUCGGUGAUGGCUUCAAGUUCCUUGAGGACAAGAAGAACCAGUUCGACGUUAUCAUCACCGACUCCAGCGACCCAGAGGGCCCCGCCGAGGCUCUCUUCCAGAAGCCAUACUUUGAGUUGUUGAGCGGUGCUCUCCGCGAGGGUGGUGUUAUUACGACCCAAGCCGAGAACCAGUGGCUGCACCUCCACAUCAUCACCGACCUCAAGAAGUCUUGCAAGGCUGUCUUCCCCACCGUCGAGUACGCCUACACCACCAUCCCCACCUACCCCUCCGGUCAGAUCGGCUUCAUGGUCUGCUCCAAGGACGGCGAGCGCAACCUCAAGAAGCCUCUUCGCAGCUGGUCAUCCGAGGAGGAGGACAAGCUUUGCAAGUACUACAGUAAGGAGAUCCAUGAGGCUGCUUUCGUUCUGCCCACCUUCGCUCGCAAGGCUCUUGCCUCAGUCUAAAUCUACUGAGCUCGAUUUUUUUUUUGCAUACUACGAUAUACUAGAUACCACGACAUGUCAACGACCAUCAAAAGUACGAUUUGCU
This is a messenger RNA of Macroventuria anomochaeta, 1120 nucleotides long. RefSeq names its product spermine synthase. Gene Ontology annotation, cellular component: cytosol. Gene Ontology annotation, biological process: spermidine biosynthetic process. The transcript is spliced from 4 exons. Bases 154 to 1035 code for a protein of 293 amino acids. NCBI's taxonomy places the organism in Eukaryota, Fungi, Ascomycota, Dothideomycetes, Pleosporales, Didymellaceae. Gene Ontology annotation, molecular function: spermidine synthase activity. The record is from RefSeq and is a predicted model, not a curated record.